AUGAAUGUGCUAAAAGGUUUUGCGGAAGACUUUGCAGCAGACAAAGCGCUGGACAAUUUCAACCAGAUUGCAGUAAAGCAAAUCAAAACUAAAGAUCCAUAUAGAGAAACACUUCCUGAUGGAUCUACGAAGAAACUAAAGCUACCGUCCAAUGCCACUAAGAAAGAGCAAAAAUCUUGGAAGAAGAUCCAGAGGAGAGCCUGGCUUGACGAUAGAUGCUUCAUGGGCUGUUAUCCUGUGGAUUGCGGAUGCGGACUUGGUCCUUUGGCGGUUAUCAUUCCUGUGAUAGGCCCGUAUUUAAUGUAUCUUGUUCAUGCUAAAUUGGUGAAGAUGGCCAUUCAGAAGUUCGACCUCGAUACGGAGACACAGGCCAAGUUACAUGCCAAUAUUCUGUUUGAUCUACUUAUUACACUACCUCCUAUUAUUGGUUCUUUUUUCUCCUGGUUAAAUGGCUGCUCUACUAGGAAUGCUGCUAUUAUCCAUACAUACCUCUCGAAGGAGUUGAUCACAAGAUCUCGAAACGAGGAGCCUUCUCUUCCUAAUGAAACUGGGCCCAACAAUCAGAGUAACUCUUUCAUUCAAAAGGUAUCGUACUAUGUCAAGAGACCAGGCGUGGAGCCCCAGCAAUCUGCUCGGCAGGACGUGUCUCACCAGGAGGUGCCGCGGGAAUCUCACAAAAUUGGUAGGCCGGAUAUGAACUCUGCAUCCUCACACCAGAACGUUUACUACCCAUCAUCAAACCCCUACGACACAUACACUUCCAGAGGUAAAUCCUCCUCGCAGCAUCUCCGGAAACCUCCGCCAUCAAUGAAAUCAGAAAAUGUGACUGCGGAUAUCAACAGAGAGCUACCACCGCUACCUGGUCGGGGCAAUAACUAA
This is a messenger RNA of Brettanomyces nanus, 879 nucleotides long. RefSeq lists its product as uncharacterized. NCBI's taxonomy places the organism in Eukaryota, Fungi, Ascomycota, Pichiomycetes, Pichiales, Pichiaceae. The record is from RefSeq and is a predicted model, not a curated record. The transcript has a single exon. Bases 1 to 879 code for a protein of 292 amino acids.